AUGACGAAAAUCACCCACCAAGAUCUCGGGUCCUUCCCAGCCGUGCUGCUCUUUAGCUCACUGGCUCUGUCCUUUGACGCCGCCGCAUUUCACCACUUCCGAAAAACUGUGCUCGGAACAAAUUCUCUGAGCUGGCUCACGGAUGCCCUCUCAAACCUUGUCGACGAGUGUGAGGUCGUCUUCACGGAAAUUCCGACUCUGAAGAGGCCCCACGUGCGUGAGCAGCUUCUCGACCUUCGAGAUGCUCUUGCCACCGGUCGCUCAAUGCAUGUGGAUGGCCCCUUACCCAACACAGUUCUCGUACCACUGGUUGUGGCCUCGCAUUUGGCCCAGUAUAUGGCCUUGUUGGAGCACAGCGGGAUGACGCAUGAGGAGUUCGUCGCCAAGGUAGACGGCGAGACCGCGGGCCUCUGCACGGGUCUUCUUGCUGCCUUUGCUGUGGCCAGCGCACACAGCAAGAGUGACCUCGAAAUGUACGGGGCGGCUUCAGUGCGUCUCGGCAUGCUUGUUGGGCUUGUGAUCGACCUGGGUGAAGCCGUCAGCCCGUCCAAGUCCCUCAGUGUGGGCUGGGGCUCACCCAAGGCAUACGAAGACAUGCUCCGGGUCUUGAAAGACACUCCUGGAGCAUAUAAGUCAGUCGGAUACGAUGAAAAUCGGGCGACUGUCACAACUACAGCGUCUGCUGUCCCACGGCUCCAGUCAAACCUCAAGGCACUUGGGCUCACGGUGUCGGAAAUUGGUCUCCACGGACGCUAUCACUCGCCAGAAAACAUUGAAGUCCUGGAGCAUGUCGUGGCCUUUUGCGACAGGCAUUCGCAGUUCCAAUUGUCAGACGCCUCAUGUGCUGCCCUCCCAACACGCUGCGAUGACGAGAGCGGCAAUCUUGUUGCCAAGGGAGCACUUCAUGCCCACGCACUACGGGCUAUUUUGGUAGACUCGCCCACAUGGUACAAGAUUAUUUCUGCCGCAUGGGCCGAAAAUAGCAACAAUGCUGUCCUCUUAUCUUUUGGCACGGAGAAAUGUGUGCCUCCCUCGGUGCUUCGAAAAGCGAGCGGAAGACUUGUGUACGUCUCGGACUCUUACUCGUUGCUCGAGAGCGCUGCGUCCAAGACUGGCCAAAGCCACCAUGCAUAUCCGGAGCGGCCAUGGCAAGAUAACGAUAUUGCCGUGGUGGGAAUGGCCUGUAAGCUCCCAGGGGCGAACGACGUGGGCGAGUUCUGGGACCUGCUGGCCUCGGCCAAGCCGCAGCACCAGGAGAUCGGCGCCGAACACCCACGCUUCGAUUUCCACGACACGCCGACACGCUCGGCGGACGACCCUGGCAUGCGCAACCGCCGGUGGUUUGCCAACCUGGUGAGUGGCGCGGACCAGUUCGACCACCGCUUCUUCUCCAAGAGCCCCCGCGAGAGCGCUUCUAUGGACCCUGCGCAGCGCCUGUUGCUUCAGGUGGCAUACCAGGCUGUGGAGCAGAGCGGCCACCUGAACGGCUUUGGCACGGAAGGAAGCAAUGUUGGCGUUUUCAUGGGCACUACAGGCAACGAGUACCAAGCCAACGCUGCGAGCCAGGCUGCCAAUGCUUUCACCACGACAGGCAAUCUGCAGGGCUUCAUAGCCGGGAAGGUCAGCCAUCAUUUCGGAUGGACAGGACCUGCGAUGGUGGUCGACACGGCCUGCAGCGGAUCACUCGUCGCUAUACACCAGGCGUGUAACGCGCUGGUAUCCGGAGAGUGCUCGGCAGCGCUGGCAGGCGGCGCUCACCUCUUGACACAGCCGGCAUGGUUCCAAAACCUGGCUGCUGGCCAGUUCCUCAGCCCCACGGGCCAGUGCAAGCCCUUUGCCGCCUCCGCUGACGGAUACUGCCGAGGUGAGGGCGUCGGUGCUGUCUUCCUGAAACGUAUGGACCGCGCAGUCGCCGAUGGGGACUCGGUCCUCGGCGUCAUCGCCGCCACGGCCGUGCAGCAGAACCAGAACUGCACUCCGAUCUUCGUGCCCAAUGUGCCAUCGCUGGGUGACCUCUUCCGCACCGUGACCAACAAGGCGCGGGUGAGGCCAUCACAGAUCUCGGUGGUUGAGGCGCACGGUACAGGCACGCCGGUGGGUGAUCCGGCCGAGUACGCCAGCAUCAAGGCUGUGCUUGGUGGAGAGAACCGCGACGCGGACCAACCGCUCGUGCUCAGCUCAGUCAAGGGCCUCGUAGGACAUCUCGAGGGUACGUCCGGUGUUGUAUCUAUGAUAAAACUCCUCUUGAUGCUGCACGUGGGCCUGGUGCCACCCCAGGCCAGUUUCACAACCAUCAACCCAGCCAUUGGAGCACGGCCGGCGGAUAAUAUGGUCAUUCCCACAAAGUCGCAGCCUUGGGAUGCUGACUUCCGUAUGGCUCUAAUAAAUAAUUACGGCGCCUCCGGAUCCAAUGCCUCGAUGGUGCUCGCUCAGCCUCCGACGUUGCGAGCAACACAGACGAGUGCUAUGCCCACUCGAGUCAAAUAUCCGUUCUGGCUCAGUGCUCAUGACAGCGACAGCCUCGACCGCCGUGCCAAGCUCCUCCGCAGCUAUGUUGGCCGAGUGCGUGGCCGCCAUUCGCUCGCCAACCUGUCAUAUAACGUGGCCCGCCAGAGCAAUCGCGCUCUGGACAAACGUGUGGUGCUGAGUGCCGGCUCUUUGGAUGAACUGGACCAAAAGCUCGCUUCGCUUGGCGCAGAAGAGUCCCGCCCAGCCGGAGAUAAAGCAGUCGUGCUAUGUUUCGGUGGCCAAGUGUCUACCUUUGUUGGUCUGGACCGCCAACUAUAUGAGAACACAGCCAUUCUGAAGAGACACGUCGACAGUGUUGAUGCAAUAGCCCGAUCGUUUGGCGUCAAAAGCAUUUUCCCCAGCAUUUUCGAGCGCACCCCUCUCCAGGACACCCUGCAGCUACAGGUGGCUCUCUUCGCGGUGCAAUACGCGAGCGCGCAAAGCUGGAUCGACUCUGGCGUCCAGCCCGUCGCAAUCGUGGGCCACAGCUUCGGCGAGCUGACAGCACUAUGUAUCUCUCAAGUGCUUUCGCUGGAGGACUCGGUCCGCAUGAUUGUGAACAGGGCCACCUUGGUCCGUGAUGCGUGGGGACUUGACAAAGGAGCCAUGAUGGCUGUCUCUGACGUGGAUCUGGCCGACAUCCAAAAGAUGCUUGUAGAGGUCAACAUCAAGCACAAGGACUCCCCCGCAAACGUCGCAUGCUAUAAUGGACCCCAAAGCUUCACGAUCGCCGGGUCGACAGCCGCCAUCGACGCAGUGGCCGACACUCUGGCCAAAUCUUCCAUCACAGGGACCAAGACAAAGAGGCUUAACGUGACCAAUGCUUUCCAUUGUGCCCUCGUGGACGGUCUUGUGGAUAGACUCGAACAGGGUGCACAAGGACUCACGUUCCGCGACCCUGUCAUUCCUAUCGAAUGGGCCGCCAAAUAUCCGUCUACCUCCGAGAAGCUCAGCCCUAAGUUUGUGGCAGACCACAUGAGGAACUCCGUCUAUUUUCACCACGCACUCGAUCGUCUGGCUGCCAAGCACAAGUCGUCGUCUCUUGUCUUCCUUGAGGCUGGCUCCAACUCGACUAUCACGCACAUGGCAUCACGGGCACUGACAAAUGCCAAUCUCAAGAACGUGCAUUUCCAGGCCGUGAACAUCACCAACUGUGACGAUGGAUGGAACAAACUGGUCGACACAACAUUAUCGCUUUGGCGAGCCGGCCUCGUUGUUAAUCAUUGGGCCCAUCAUCCCCUGCAGGCCCGCGCCAGCACCGACAUCAGCACCAUGUUGCUGCCGCCGUACCAGUUCGACCCCGAAGCGCGGCACUGGAUCGAGCUCAAGAACCCACCAAAGCACGUUGCACCGGUUGCCGCUCUUCCAGCGCCGGCCACCAAGCCUGCAGAGGAAGAAGGUCUCGUGACCUUCGUUGGAUACCAAGACGGAAAGGCGGAGAGGGUGGCUCGGUUCCGCAUCAGCACCUCUAGUUCAGAGUUUGAGAAGCUCUUGUCAGGCCACAUGACCCUUCAGACAGCACCCAUUUGUCCCGCAACGGUGCAGAUUGGACUCGUCGUCGACGGCCUUACGAGCAUUCGCCCUGUCUACAAGGAUGGUGGAUGCACACCACAGUUCCAAGACAUACAAUACCAGUCUCCCGUGUGCGCGAGUAGCGCUUUCGCAACGUGGAUCGAAGUAAGCGAAGAGAGCCCCGACAGCGCUGGCUCGUGGCGUUUCGAGGUAUACAGCACCGAUGGCAAUACCGUCUCCAAGGGCACCAAGAUGAUGCACACGACGGGACGUAUCGUUUUCAUGCAAAGCGGAGACGCCUCGUUGCAGCGCGAACUAGCUUAUUUCCCUCGCCUGUUUGGACACGGCCGGGCGACUGACUUGCUUACCCGUCCUGAUGUUGACGAGGUGCUUGGCCAGCGCAACCUCUACCGCGUCUUUGCCGAGAUCGUUGACUACGGUGAUGAGUACCGUGGCCUGCGGAGGAUGGUUGCCCGCGGAACCGAGGCGGCUGGUGUGGUGGUACCUGUAGCCAACAAGGAGCAUUCUUCAAAAGAUAGUCUGAAGUUCAACCCUCACCUUUCAGAUGCCUUCUGCCAGGUGGCUGGUGUUUGGGCGAACUUCAUGACCACUCGAUCCUCGAGCGAUGCUUACCUCGCCAAUGGUAUCGGGCAGUGGAUCCGGGCGCCAGCCAAGGACACUGCGCCGGCGGAGCUGCACGUCUUCGCCACCACGCAUCGCUCGUCGGAGAAGGUCCUGCUCUCGGAUGUUUUCGUAUUCGAUGCGGCUGACGGUGCCCUCCUGGAAGUAAUGCUAGGGAUUUCCUACAUCCAGGUUCCCAAGAGCGCCAUGACCAAGCUUCUACGUCGACUGACCGAUCCUCGAUGGUUGGCUCCUAAUUCAGCGGUGCCGGAAAAGCCUGUCACUAUUAUCGAGCCGGAAAGUGUCAGGCCUGUCCAUGUUGCACCACAGCCAACUGCGAUUGUGGCAGAGCUGACCCAGCACGUGGUCCAACCUACGCCUAAGGCCCCGGGGACAGGUAAUGAGACUUUCGCUCGCGUCAAGGCAAUCAUUGCCGACCUCUCGGGCCUGGAACUCCACGAGAUCAAGGCAGACAGCGAGCUGGCCGACCUCGGUAUCGACUCGCUGGUAGGCAUGGAGCUCAUCAACGAGCUCGAGUCAGCCUUCGGGAUCAAGCUCCCCGAAAGCGAGAUCCAGGCCGUCGUGGACGUCCCCGGUCUGAUGAAGUGUCUACUCAGCACUCUUGGAGAUGACGCGUAUGUGAGCGACGGGGAUGACUCGGAUAUGUCUACCCUCAACAACUCAUCGGGAGAGGCCGGUCAGUCCACUCCAGCUUCGAUCCGGGCUGCGGACAUGGAGGAGCACGCCUCCGUGCUGCCCUUCGACGCCGUCAUGGGUUGCUUUAAGGAGGUCAAGGCCAAGACAGACGAGCGGAUCGCCGAGGUCGGGCAGAUACGCUACGUGGCUGAUGCCCUCCCGCUUCAGGAUGAACUCACCGUCGCAUUGACUCUCGAAGCCUUCGAGGAGUGCGGGGCCGGAAUCCGCGAUGCUCAGCCAGGACAGCCGCUUGAGCGUAUCUCUCACGGCUCUGCUAACAAGCAGCUGGUGACUUAUUUGUAUCGCAUGCUCGAAACCUUGACGCAAGUCAUCAAGAUGGAAGGAGAGGAUAGAAUUACGCGUACAGCCGUGCCGCUGCCUACGAAAUCUAGUCGUGAGAUAUAUGAGAAUCUUUCCACUCGCUUCCCCGACCAGCAGACAGCAGACAAGCUCACCUAUUAUGCGGGCACCAACCUCGCGCGAGUGCUUUCAGGCGCAACCGACGGCGUCAAGCUCAUUUUCGGCAGCGCUCAAGGUCGCGAGCUGGCAGCCGGCCUCUACGGCGACUGGCCGAUCAACCGCGCCACAUACGCCGGAAUGGAAGACUUCCUCACGCGCCUCGCCAGCCGCCUCCAGGCAGACGGCGGGAGGAUUGGCGCUGAGAAGCCACUUCGCAUCCUUGAGAUGGGCGCCGGCACGGGCGGCACGACCAAGCGACUUGUGCCACUGCUGGCCAGGCUCGGGCUGCCCGUCGAGUAUACCUUCACGGACCUGUCCCCCUCGCUGGUUGCGCAGGCGCGCAAGGCUUGGGGCAAGCAGUACCCGUUCAUGCGCUUCGCGGUCCAUGACAUCGAGAAGCAGCCCGCGCCCGAGCUUGUCGGCACGCAGCACCUCGUCGUCGCCAGCAACGCCGUGCACGCGACGCCCUCGCUCCAGGAGAGCACGCGCUGUAUCCGCAACAUUCUGCGGGCCGACGGCUUCCUCUGCCUGGUGGAGAUGACCCGGCCCAUGUACUGGGUUGAUAUCGUGUUUGGCCUGUUCGAGGGCUGGUGGAUGUACAACGACGGCCGGGAGCACGUCGUCGCGCACGAGGAGAGGUGGGAGGCUGACCUGCAGGCCAGUGGUUACGGCCAUGUCGAUUGGAUCGACGGAGCGAGCGAGGAGAGCAAGAUAUGGAAGUUCAUCAUUGCGUCGGCGGACCCGGAGACUCGAUGUGUAGUUGCUGCUCCCUCUCGGGCUCCUCUGGCCACCCAGAGCAGACACGGGGUUUCGCAAGAAUGUGAGGACCGCGAGACAGUCAUUGCCGGAUACGUCUCUGAACUUGCGGCUGGAUGGGACAAUUCCUUGCUGUCAUCAGACCCCCAGUCUCAACACACGUCAGCCAAGUCACACGGCAAAUGUAUUUUGAUCACGGGCGGAACCGGCGGCCUCGGAUCGCAUCUUGUGGCCAAAGCCCUGGCCUGCCCCGACGUGGCACGUGUUGUGUGCCUCAACCGCCGCAACAGCAAGCAAGAAGCACUUCAAAGACAAUGGCAGUCCCUGCUCAACAAGGGUACGGGACUGUCCAAAGAAGACGAGACUGUCAUGAAUAGGAUCGAUGUCAUCGAGACGGACCUCUCCAAGCCCAAUCUCGGACUGUCAGAGAGCGAAUACAACAAAUUGGCGGACAACGUCACGGACAUCGUGCACAACGCUUGGCUGAUGCACUCCAAGUGGCCCAUCAAGCGGUUCGAGCCGCAGCUAAGGAUCAUGAUGAACAUGAUCGGCCUCGCCCGCGACAUCUCGGCACGCCGUUGGGAGGGCGGCACCAGGAGGCCGGUGACGUUCGAGUUCGUCUCGUCCAUCGCCACAGUCGGCCACCACCCGCUCCGGACGGCUCCCGGAAGCCAGCGGCCCACCGUGCCCGAGGUGCGCGUAUUUGUCGAGAGCGUGCUUCCCACGGGCUACGGCGACGCCAAGUACGCGUGCGAGCGGCUGCUGGACGCCACGCUGCACCAGCACCCAGACCGGUUCCGCGCGACAGCUAUGCGACUGGGUCAGAUAGCCGGCAGCUCCCUCAACGGGUACUGGAACCCAACCGAGCACGUCUCCUUCCUGGUCAGGUCGUCGCAGACCCUGCGGGCACUGCCCGACUUCGGUGGCACCCUCGGCUGGACUCCGGUCGAUGCCAUGGCCGGCACGCUGAUGGAUAUUCUCCUGCAGCCAGAGGGCGUGCGCCUGCACCCCAUCUACCACAUUGAGAAUCCCGUCCGUCAGCCGUGGGCCGACAUGAUCGCCACGCUGGCCGAGGCGCUGGACAUCCCGGACGUGAUUCCGUUUGGGGAGUGGGUGCGCCGCGUGCGCGAGUGGCCGGUCAAGGCGGACAACGGUGCGGACGGCGCCAACCCGGCGCACCUGUUGACUGAUUUCCUCGACGAAAACUUUACGCGUAUGAGCUGUGGUGGCCUGCUGAUGGGCACGGCUAACGCGAGGGAGCAUUCGCCUACCUUGGCCAAGGUGGGCCCGGUGAGCGAGGCUACUACGAGGUUGUAUGUGAGCAAAUGGAGGGAGAUGGGCUUUUUGAAAUGA
Molecule: messenger RNA, 7905 nt
Organism: Diaporthe citri
Lineage: Eukaryota; Fungi; Ascomycota; Sordariomycetes; Diaporthales; Diaporthaceae
Exons: 4
Coding region: 1-7905 (2634 amino acids)
Molecular function (GO): phosphopantetheine binding; acyltransferase activity
Source: RefSeq, a predicted model, not a curated record